AUAAGUUCUUAGAAAAUCUCAGAGGGCACUUGCAGUGUCAUGUCACAUUACUUUUUGACAAAUAUUGUCAAAUUGGGUUGUCCGGAAAGUUCGUGCGUAUUUCUCAACAGAUGUCGUUUGAAGGCAAGAACGCGACACAAACUCGAAAAAAAAUAUGUGCCGUAUACGGGGAAAAUGCCGUAAGUGAUCGCAUGUGCCAGAAGUGGUUUGCUAAAUUUCGUUCAGGAGAAAUGAAUAUUGAAGAUGCUCCUCGCUCUGGCCGGCCAGUCACCACCGAUGUCGACCAAAUUACAGCUUUAAUCGAUUCCGAUCGGCAAAUCACAGUUCGGGAAAUCGCAGCAAGGUUAAACAUUGGCAAAUCAGUUGUUUCCGAACAUUUAAACAAGCUCCAGAUUAUAAAAAAGCUUGAUGUUUGGGUACCGCACGACUUAACUGAAAAAAAUCGUAUUGAUCGCAUUUCCAUCAGCGAUUUGCUAUACAAACGCAACGAAUACGAUCCAUUUUUGAAGCGUAUCAUAAUAGGCGACGAAAAGUGGAUAAUUUAUAAUAAUGUCGAGCGUAAAAGGUCAUGGAGCAAGCGAGGUGAACCGCCAUCGACCACUCCGAAGGCAGGUUUACAUCCAAAGAAGACAGCUGUGAAAACGUACCUCGACCAGUUUUUCGCCUCUAAGCCCCAGACCUUCUAUGAGAGCGGAAUAAUGAAAUUAUUGGAAAGAUGGCAAGAGGUCAUCAACAAAAACGGAGAAUAUAUUAUUGAUUAA
Trachymyrmex septentrionalis is the source of this 761-nucleotide messenger RNA. RefSeq names its product histone-lysine N-methyltransferase SETMAR-like. The coding region runs from base 111 to 761 and encodes 216 amino acids. The record is from RefSeq and is a predicted model, not a curated record. The transcript has 3 exons. Gene Ontology annotation, molecular function: DNA-binding transcription factor activity; nucleic acid binding. NCBI's taxonomy places the organism in Eukaryota, Metazoa, Arthropoda, Insecta, Hymenoptera, Formicidae. Gene Ontology annotation, biological process: regulation of DNA-templated transcription.